AUGGCUAUUUCGCAGCGCAUAAUUUCGCUUGUUAAGAAUGGCAGAACCAGUCUAUUUAGUCGAUCAUUUAGUUCAUCACCCACAGUGUUUGCCACUAAGAUGACGGUUAGAGACGCUCUCAAUUCUGCUAUGCGUGAAGAACUGGAGCGCGAUAAAGACGUCAUCAUUUUAGGUGAAGAAGUCGCCCAGUAUGAUGGAGCCUACAAAGUCACCAAAGGUUUAUGGAAGACGUUUGGUGAUAGUCGUGUUAUGGAUACACCGAUAACAGAGAUGGGUUUCACUGGAAUCGCUGUCGGGGCGGCCAUGGCUGGUCUUAAACCUAUAUGUGAAUUUAUGACGUUUAAUUUCGCUAUGCAAGCCAUAGAUCAGAUUAUCAACUCUGCUGCAAAAUCAGCAUACAUGUCUGCUGGGUUGGUGUCUGUCCCAGUUGUCUUCAGAGGACCAAAUGGAUGUUCCGCUGGGGUCGCUGCUCAGCACAGCCAAGAUUAUGGCGCCUGGUUUGCUAGUUGUCCUGGUCUGAAAGUUCUAGCGCCUUAUAGCUGUGAAGAUUCUCGAGGUCUUUUGAAAACUGCUAUACGCGACCCGGAUCCAGUUGUUUACCUGGAGAGCGAAUUAUUGUAUGGACAGUCAUUCGAUGUAUCAGAUGAAGCAUUGUCUCCAAACUACUUGAUCCCUAUUGGUAAAGCGAAAAUUGAACGACAAGGAAAAGAUGUUACUCUUGUUAGUUACAGUCUGGGAGUAGGUACAUGUCUGGCUGCUGCAGAAGAAUUAGCGAAACUAGGUAUCAGUGCUGAGGUGAUUAACUUGCGUUCCUUGCGACCAAUGGAUGAAGAAACAAUAUUUAAUUCGGUCAAAAAGACACAUCAUUUGGUUACUGUAGAAAAUGGCUGGCCUGUAUGUGGUAUUGGGGCUGAAAUAUGCGCUCGCAUCAUGGAGACUGAUACAUUCAACUAUUUGGAUGCUCCAGUUUUACGAGUGACAGGUGCAGACAUUCCAAUGCCAUAUGCUCUUAAUCUGGAGCGUGCGUCAUAUCCCGAUAUGUAUAAUAUUAUAACUACUGUGAAAAUGGUAAAGAAUGUACAGUGA
Messenger RNA from Heterobilharzia americana, 1086 nucleotides. NCBI's taxonomy places the organism in Eukaryota, Metazoa, Platyhelminthes, Trematoda, Strigeidida, Schistosomatidae. The record is from the annotation of a GenBank genome assembly.